Messenger RNA from Colletotrichum siamense, 1188 nucleotides. Its product is annotated as Mannitol-1-phosphate 5-dehydrogenase. Bases 1 to 1188 code for a protein of 395 amino acids. NCBI's taxonomy places the organism in Eukaryota, Fungi, Ascomycota, Sordariomycetes, Glomerellales, Glomerellaceae. The record is from RefSeq and is a predicted model, not a curated record. The transcript has a single exon. Gene Ontology annotation, cellular component: cytosol. Gene Ontology annotation, molecular function: mannitol-1-phosphate 5-dehydrogenase activity. Gene Ontology annotation, biological process: mannitol catabolic process.
AUGUCGUCAACAACACAAACCAAGAAGGCCGUCCACUUCGGCGCCGGCAACAUCGGCCGUGGAUUCGUCGCCUGCUUCCUCCACAACUCCGGCUACGAGGUCGUCUUUGCCGAUGUCGCCGAUGCCCUCAUUAACAAGCUCAACGAGACCCCCUCAUAUCGUGUGAUUGAGGUUGGCGCCGAGGGCACUAACGAGAACGUCAUCACAAACUACCGCGCCAUCAACUCAAAAACACAUGAGGCUGAUCUGGUCGAGGAGAUCGCCACCGCCGACGUUGUCACCUGCUCUGUCGGUCCGAACAUCCUGAAAUUCAUCGCCCCUGUCAUCGCUAAGGGUAUUGACAAGCGACCCAGCAACCUGGCUCCCAUUGCCGUCAUUGCUUGCGAAAACGCCAUUGGUGCUACCGACACCCUUGCCCAGCACAUCAAGGAUCCCAGAAACACUGCACCCCACCGCCUUGAGGACUACCACGAGCGUGCUCGCUUCGCCAACUCUGCCAUUGACCGUAUCGUCCCUGCUCAGGACCCUGACGCCGGCUUGGACGUUACCCUUGAGAAGUUCUACGAGUGGGUUGUUGAGCGCACUCCCUUCGAGCAGAUUCCCAGCAUUGAGGGCAUCAACUGGGUCGAUGAGCUCGCCCCCUUCAUCGAGCGCAAGCUCUACACCGUCAACACCGGUCAUGCCACUGCUGCUUACCACGGUUACAACCGUAGCAAGCGUACUGUCUACGACGCCCUCCAGGACAAGGCCAUUAUGGCCGAGGUUCGCAAGGCUCUUGAGGAGACUAGCAACCUGAUCAUCAGCAAGCACGGCAUUGACGAGAAGGCCCAGCGCGAAUACGCUGCCAAGAUCAUUCGCCGCAUCGGCAACCCUCAUCUCGAGGAUGCCGUCGAGCGUGUCGGCCGUGCCCCGCUCCGCAAGCUUAGCCGCAAGGAGCGUUUUGUCGGCCCUGCUGCUGAGCUCGCAGAGAAGGGACAGGACUGCUCCGCCCUCCUCCGUGCUGCGGAGAUGGCUUUCCGCUUCCAGGAGGUUGAGGGAGACGAUGAGAGCAAGGAGCUUGCUCAGAUCAUGUCUGAGAAUGGUCCUGAGGAUGUUGUCACCAAGAUUUGCGGCAUCCAGGCUAGCGAGAAGAUUCAUCCCAUGCUUGUCGAGGUUGUCCGCAGGGUCCAGGCUGACAGUGAGGAGUGA